Messenger RNA from Carya illinoinensis, 1627 nucleotides. Its product is annotated as casein kinase 1-like protein HD16. The coding region runs from base 241 to 723 and encodes 160 amino acids. Gene Ontology annotation, molecular function: protein serine/threonine kinase activity. The record is from RefSeq and is a predicted model, not a curated record. The transcript is spliced from 7 exons. Gene Ontology annotation, biological process: signal transduction; endocytosis; peptidyl-serine phosphorylation. Gene Ontology annotation, cellular component: nucleus; cytoplasm. NCBI's taxonomy places the organism in Eukaryota, Viridiplantae, Streptophyta, Magnoliopsida, Fagales, Juglandaceae.
UGACACUUGAAAAUGGCACUAAUGAUGCUGAGUGAUUGUACCACACUUGAAAAUGGGAUACUCAGGUAGCUCUGAAAUUCAAGCAUAGAAACAGUGAAGGCUGCAACUAUGGUCCACCAUAUGAGUGGCAAGUGUACAACACUCUUGGUGCUAGUCAUGUAGUACCAAACGUACACUAUAAAGGGAGGCAAGGAGACUAUUAUGUUAUGGUUAUGGACAUGCUAGGUCCCACCCUGUGGGAUGUUUGGAAUACUUCAGGGUAGGCAGGAGCCGUUCGAUAUGCUAGUGUUCACGCUCACCUGGGAAGAACUGCUAGUAGAAGAGAUGAUCUUGAGUCUUGCGUAUACACUCAUCUUUCUCCAUCGAGGCAGGUUGUCUUGGCAAGGCUAUCAGAUGGCAACCUCUCCUGAAAUGCUAUGCUGCUUCUGCCCGCCACCUCUUAAGCAAUUUCUUGAGAUUGUGGUGAACAUGAAAUUUGAUGAGGAGCCUAACUAUGCCAAGCUAAUAUCUUUGUUAGAGGGCUUAUUAGGCCCUAAUCCGGCUUUAAGGCCAAUAAGCACUGAUGGUGCUCAAAAGGGUAGGUUGAAUAUUGAGGAUGAUGAUGAUGGGCAGCCCAAGAAGAAGGUUCGAUUAGGAGUUCCUGCUACACAGUGGAUUUCAAUUUACAAUGCUAGGCUACCAGUGAAACAGAGGGUCUGUAUUCUCCUGCAAUUGAUGCUCUAAAAUGUUUCAUGUGGUGUAUCAACUCAAUCGCAUAGAAUGGGUGCGCAAAAGCUUGAAUUAGACUAGCCUCUUCAUAUCCACCAAUUGAAAAGAUGAAGAAGAAGAAGAAGCUUGAUUUAGAUUUUUUAGAUACUGAUCUUGAGAGCCAAAAAAUCCUAUGUUAUGGUAUGAAGUUUGAUUGGCAACGCUACCAAUCAAAAAAAGUUUGAGCGGCAACACUACCGAUAAAAAGUUUUCUCUGAAGAUGAUUUGGUUCCUUAUUACUUCUAGAUUUUGCCUCCUGACUCUCUUUCAUUCAAUAAAUUAAACAAAGCUUGGAGAAGGUUAGCUGGUAGUUGUCCAAUUGCAGUAGUGUGGAAAAUGGUUUCUACUUGCCCCCAUAGAGUUUAUUUGGAGGGAAAGAAAGCAAAAGAAGUUUUGAUGGAUUGUGGACGGAUAAUGGAGGAGCUAAAGAAUUUCUUUCUCAAAACUAUACUGCUUUUGGACAAUUUUUAUAGACUUCAGUAGGCUUAAUUUACAUAAUUUUUUUGUAUAUUUUUUUCUUUAUAGAUAGGUGAAUGACUCGUAUGUCACGUGUACUUAGAUUGUGCCUUUUGCCCUUUUAUGAAAGUUUUCUUAUUACUUACCAAAAAAGAAAAAGUUAAGAUAAGCCUGAUUUUUAAUGUGUAAGAGUAGUGUUAUAAACAGCCUAAAUGGGGGAACAGAAGUGUACAAGAGGGUUCCCCAGACUAAGCUUAAGCCUGAUAGGGUCAUUAAAUUGAUUAAGUGAGCACCAUACUCUUUCAAAUCACGAGGUUAUUAACAAAUAAAUUCUAUUACUCAACAAGGCCAAGGUUAUUAAUAAAAUCACGAGGUACCGUCCUCUUUCAAAAAAAAAAAAAAAGGCCAUGGUUCAACUGUCUGA